This is a messenger RNA of Melanaphis sacchari, 2100 nucleotides long. RefSeq lists its product as uncharacterized. Lineage: Eukaryota; Metazoa; Arthropoda; Insecta; Hemiptera; Aphididae. Bases 93 to 1880 code for a protein of 595 amino acids. The record is from RefSeq and is a predicted model, not a curated record. The transcript has 10 exons.
UUAUUUUGACACGGUUUUGAAUUUUUGACUUCGACUUCCGAGAUUGAAUUUAUACAAAUUAUUUUUCGCCACUGAUAAGUGAUUAAUUUGAAAUGGAUUUACAAAAUUUGGAAAAUUAUCCAGUGUAUAUACUUAAUGUGAUUCCGGAGCUGAACGAAGAAAGCAAUGUACAAAUACCACAGCAAACGACUUCUGGAGAAUUGAUAUCUUAUAACUUUUAUGUUCCAAAUGAAGACCAUCAAGUUCCUUUACUGAAUGCAGAUUGUGUUCCGCCAAUAGUUUCUCAUACAAAUACUUCAAAGUCAAUCAAAAAAUUAUCUUUUGACAAAACUAUACACCACUCGGCAGUAAAGAAUGAUCAAUCUAUUGAGCCACACAUUAACACAUGUUCAAGUAAAUCUGUUAAUAAUUUAUCACUGUUACUAAAAGAUGAAGAUAUACAUAAUGGUAAUAAUAAAGUAAUGAAAUAUGACCCAGCAACUGAUACAAAUGUAAUUGUUCAUUUGAUAAGGCCUACUGAUUUAGAAGCAAAUUGUAAUGAAAUAAAAGUGCCAAAACGAGGACGGCCAAGAAAAAUUAUUAGCGAAUUCAGUAAAAGUGAAACAAAACAAGACGAAUCUUCAAAACAGAUCAAACCAGAAGAUAUUAUAGAGUACCCAUUAACAUCUACAAAGUCUGGUCGCUUGUGUAAACCUCCAAAAUACUUUUUAGAUGGUAAAAACACAAUGGAAACCAAAAAGAACUCUUUUUUAAUAGUCAACAAUAAUGACAUUCUUAGUAGAAAAAAAGUAAAAUACAAUGUUAAAUCAGAUUUUGUUUGUGGAGGAUGUGGUAAAACUUAUUUAGGCCACAAAAGAAUGCAAGAACAUUUUGAAAAGUUCCCUACUCACAAGAUGAACACAGCUGAAAAACAAGUGGAUUCAGAAUUACAAAAUAUUUUCCAAAACCUCAACAAAACACCAAUAAAUGUUGAUAUAAUUAAUGGUAAAAAAGAAACUCAUACUCAAACAGAAAUCUUAAAAAAUCGACGUUGUGCUUAUAUCAAAUCAAAAAAAAAUUUACAAUUUCAUUUGAAACAAAUAAUGAAACAUCUAAAAAAAACUAACCUUAUAAAAUCAUUGUCUGGAACAAUAUCUGUUUGGGAUUUAUUAUCCAGUACACUCGAGAGUGAUGGUCUACUAGCAUUUUCUAAAGAACUAAAUACACUAAUUAUAAAUUUAAGAAGUUUAUCAAAAUAUUUUAAAUUUGUAUCAAAUUGUGAAUCUAAUUCUAUUGAUAAUAAUCAAAUGUUCAUAGAUGAUUCAUUAGGACAUUUGUUUGGCUUACCAAAAGGCUCUUAUUGUUUAAAAGACAUUCAAAAUGAUUAUGAAAUGCAGCAAGAAUCUAAUGUUUGGGCUAUGGACUCUACAAAAUCUAUUGAACCCGAAGUUUCUGUGCAACAAAAUUUAAAUCGCCAUUCUAGUCCUAUUCAUUUAAAUCUUUUUGAUAGUCAAUCAUCUAAAGUAGAUUUCUUACUUAGCUCUAGUAUGGAAGAGUCAAUAUUGUGUGAUGAAAAUCAAGCAGUUUUGGAAAGUGUAGAUGGUCUUGUAUCUGAAAGGUUACGUACAAUGUCUGAUCAUUUGCACUCAAACGUACCUAUAAUUGAUUAUCCUAUUGCAUCCACAUCAUCUACUUCUAACGUCUCUCAACCAGAUUCCUUUAUGGAUCACGAGGUUUAUGAGGUUUUUACUAAUGAUUUGAACAUAGUUCCUACAUCUACUGAAGAGUUCAUCAAAAGCUUAGAACAGUUUGAACCUCUGAAUGAUGCUGAUAACACACUAAGUACAGAAACAAGAAUGUUGGACUUUGAAGAUCUUCAACACACAUUUCACACUUCUUAAAGUGACAAAAUAAUAUUUUUUUUCUAACACUUAAUGGCCUUAAUUAUCGAGAGCGACUUUAUUUUUUUUUUACAUAAAAUUAUGGAUCUGUUAAUUAUUAAUUGUUAAAUAAUUCUAUGGUUAAGUAGAAUAUACAUUGGAUGGCCAUUUAGUAAUAAUUUAGAGUAAAUACAAUUUAUUGCAUUUUGCACACCGCAAUUUAUUUGUAUUUGAAAAAUAA